AAUCAGGGAACUCGUUUAACUGCACCUGAUGGAUGAGCUCAAUCAUGCACAUAGGUAUGUUUGAAUGUAAGUAGUUUUCCGCCGCCCCCCACUUCCGCAAAAUCACAUAUGUACAUACAAUUAUGUAUGUAUGUAUUCAGUUAAAUUCAGUAAAGCUACACUUACCUGCUGUAAAUGUAAUUUAUUUCACAACAAUUCGCUCAAUUGCUUGGAUUUUACUCAUUUAUUUUUAAAUUAUUACAAAUAAGUUAAAAACACUAGCCCCUAGCGAUUACUUUAUUAUGCGUUGACCAAAAGAAACAAAACAGUAGCAAAAUCAAUCAACAUAUACGAAACAACACUGCGGCGACAGUUCCACGGGAAAUGCGGCGAAUUCACCAAUUCAGUGUUGCCCUACUUAGGUAUAUAUGUAAUUUCCUAUGUUUCAAAUACAAGACAAUUUCUAAUUAUCAGCCAAUAAUUCAAACCUCUAAUUACUAAUUGGAAAUUAACCGCAAUCUGCAAUAUUUUUCAAACUACUUACCUUUUUUCGCGUAUUGGCCCUUAGACUUUAGGGCAUACAAAGUAAAAAUUAUAAGGUACGUAAGAGGAUGAAACCGGUCGUUUACCUGUGAUAGGAAGUAACGUGCAAGAUAAGUGCCAUUAUUAAUUUUUCGCUUUAUGCAAGGCAAAGCAUACAGUCUUACAUACAUCUAUAUAUAGCUACGUAUGCAGUUAAGCAAUCUGAGCGAGUCUUUGAACGAUCAACCGAUUAUUGAAAAUUUGCCGUGUCAUCUGCCAUCAACUGGAUAAUGGCGGCCUUUUCCACUAUUGUACCAUUUCUACAUAUAAUUUUGGAUCGAGUUUUAGAAUUUGUACUUGGAUGGUUUCUGGGAGUGGCCCGUAGGGUACCUGUGCCGCCAAAUAAGGAGCAGGAAGAAUUGCUGACGAAAAGCGCAGUAGAACUAGCUCGGUUAAUACGUGAACGAAAGUUGCGAUCUUCCGAAAUAGUUAAGGCUUAUUAUGACCGUAUAUUAGCUGUAAAUCGUGAUAUAAAUGCUGUUGUAGACGGACCAUUCUUAGAAGCUAUAGACGAAGCAAAAUCUAUUGAUGAGCGCUUUCAAAAAGGCGAGAUCACAGAUGACGAAUUGGAGAGGAAACCUUUUCUUGGUGUACCAUUCACUACAAAAGACAGCACUGAAGUAGCGAACAAAUUAUAUACGCUUGGCUUGGUUUCGCGCCGAAACGAACGAGGCUUAAGAGAUGCAGAAUGUGUACGUUUAAUGAAGGAGAGUGGUGCUAUCAUUUUGGCGAAAUCAAAUGUGCCUGAAGUUAAUAAAUGGAUAGAGACACGCAACAUAUUAAUAGGCCAAACUAAAAACCCCUAUGAUUUUAGGCGAUCAGUUGGUGGUUCUUCAGGUGGAGAAGCAUCGUUAAUCAGUGCAUGUUGUACAGCGUUCGGUUUGGGCACAGACAUCGGCGGAAGCAUUCGUAUACCUGCUUUCUACUGUGGGAUUUUCGGGCAUAAACCCAGCGAAGGCGUAGUCAACAUGCGAGGUUGUACUUUCCGCAGUGGGGAUGAGAAAAACACAAUGGUUAGCGCUGGACCAAUGAGUCGGCAUGCUGAUGAUUUGAUACCAAUUUUAAAAGUACUCAUUGAGCCAAAAUUUAAAAAGCAACUGCGUUUAGAUGAAGCAGUUAAUCUGAAAAACUUGCGUUAUUUUUAUAUACCAAGUAAUAAUAUGAUGCAUUGUAAUACAGUUGGUUCCGAGGAGCAAAUGCUCAUGUUCAAGAUUUGUAAUCAUUUUUCCAACUUAUCGGGUGCGGAAGUAAAAUUGGCUAGCUUACCGCAUCUCGAAUUAUCGGGAAAAAUGUGGCGUUACUGGAUGACGCAGGAAAAAACCAACUUUAACAAAUUAUUAGGCAACGGUGCAACUUUAAACCCCUUUAUUGAACUAUUCAAGAAAUUAUUAGGGCGUAGUGACUUCACAAUGGCUGCAAUUUACUCAUUGAUUGAUUCUUUGCUACCCGAGGAGAAGGAACAACAAAUUCGCGAGGCAACUCGAAACUGCAAGAAAGCCCUGGAUGAACUUCUGGGUGACGAUGGUGUAUUGUUUUUCCAUAGUUCGCCGCGCACUGCCCCCUACCAUUACUAUCCCUUAGUUAAAUUCACUGAUUUUAGCUACUUUAGUAUCUUCAAUGUUCUCCGCGUGCCAGUAACACAAGUGCCGAUGGGCUUGAAUAACAAGGGAAUGCCUAUGGGUGUACAAGUUGUGGCAUCGGAAAUGAAUGAUAGACUAUGCCUACACGUCGCCAAAGAGUUGGAACGAACUUUCGGGGGCUGGGUACCUCCACAUAGAGAACAAUAAAAUAUAGUAUGAAAUACUCUUUCUUAAUUUUAAUUUUAUAUUAAUGUAAUGUUAUGGAGAUUGGAAUGGAAUAAGGUGGCGGUUUUGAACUUGAAUAUUCAUAUAUGUACUUGCAAUGGUAUUAAAUCUAAACAAAAAA
Rhagoletis zephyria (snowberry fruit fly) is the source of this 2487-nucleotide messenger RNA. RefSeq names its product fatty-acid amide hydrolase 2. The record is from RefSeq and is a predicted model, not a curated record. Gene Ontology annotation, cellular component: endomembrane system. NCBI's taxonomy places the organism in Eukaryota, Metazoa, Arthropoda, Insecta, Diptera, Tephritidae.